AUGUCUGAUAUCGAUACUCUCGGCCAGGCCGAGUCUCACUCUGGUCAUGACGGGACGACAAAACAACAAGCACGCCACCGACAUAUCAAUGACCGGGCGGUAAUCGAGAACCCACUCUCCCACUUCACCGACGAACAAUUAGAAGCAGAUGUCACUUCUUUCGCAGAGAGGUAUUUGAACGUCGACAAGGGAGCAUUGAUACGUGCUGCGCGUGUGGCAAAGGACAUUAAACUAUACGACGAAGUUGCGAGAAACCCCAGCGAUGCGGCAGGCAAGGAGCUUCCGGUCCAGCUGACAGUGGAGGAAAAAUGCGCACUUGUUCGGGAACGUGAUGUUCCAUUCAGCGAAAAGGGGAUGUGGACCAUCAUCAUCACAGUGUCCCUCGCAGCAUUCUUACAAGGCCAUGUGCAAGCAUCAUUAAAUGGCUCGUCUCUUUACGAUACAGAAUUCGGACUGGACACGACCGCCAAGAGGGACGACGGCAGUCUGACGGGAAGUCAUGCUCAGUUGGGAGUCGAUGACUGGAAGCUGGGAGCCGCCAACGCGUCUCCGUUCUUAUUCGCCGCAGUACUGGGUUGUCCCCUUGCGCUGCCAGUAAAUCAUUAUCUCGGUCGUAAAGGAGGAAUGGUGGUGGCUGCUUUCCUAAUUCUAGUCAGCUCUCUGGCUUCAGCCUUUGCCACGAACUGGGUGCACCUCUUUGGCAUUCGACUAUUGAAUGGUAUGGGGCUCAAGGCCGUCAGUACUCCUAUCCUCGCUAGUGAAACCGCGGUCGGUUUCUGGCGAGGUACCUCUAUUCUCGCAUGGCAGCUAUGGGUAGCCGCAGGGUUGAUGGUCGGAUUCGCCUUCAACCUGAUAUUCGACACGACACAGGCAGACAACAAGCGGCUUACUUUUCAACUCAUGGUGGCCGCUCCGACGGUUCCAGCACUUGCGCUUCUAAUCUUGGUCAUUUGCUUCUGUGAAGAGAGCCCACGGUACCUGAUGCGCGUGUCAAGUCCGCAUUACGAUCCCCAACAAGCCUACGAGAUUCUCAAGAAGCUGAGAAACACUGAGCUGCAGGCUCUCAGAGAUAUCUAUCUCGUACACAAGUCCAUUGAGCAAGAAGAGGUGCCGGGCGGCGUCGCAAACCUGAAAUACAUACCAGGGUUCAUCUCAACCGUGGUGGGUUUCUUGCGACAAUGGAGACAGCUCUUCCUCGAGAGGCGGUUGAGAAACGCAUUGAUUAGUAGCUCGACUGUGGCACUUGCCCAGCAACUGUGCGGAAUCAACGUGCUGGCUUUCUACUCGGGCACGCUCUUCAGCCGCGCUGGUGCGGAGAAGCGGGAUGCCAUGUUCUUCAGUCUAGGGUACGGAGCCGUCAACUUCAUCUUUGGUCUACCUGCCAUUCGAACGAUCGACACGCUGGGCAGACGGAAAUGGCUGAUACUGACUCUGCCCGUGAUGGCGCUCUUCAUGCUGCUCGCAGGCGUCUCCUUCAAAAUAGCCAAUCUAGGGGCCAAGGUCCCGGUGGUCGCCCUGUUCAUCCUGCUGUUCGCGGCCGCGUACUCCCCCGGCCUGGGACCCAUCCCGUUUACCUACGCGUCGGAGAGCUUUCCGCUAUCGCACCGCGAAGCAGGGGCCGCGGUCGCCAUCGCGGUGAACCUGGGCUUCGCCGGUCUGCUUUCCGUGUUCUUCCCGCGGAUCAAUUCCGGGCUGGGCGAUGGCGGCUCGCUCUACCUCUUUGCGGGGCUGAACGUCCUGGCCCUGGUCAUGGUCUUUUUACUGCUAGAGGAGACAAAGAGGCGGAGCCUGGAGGACCUAGACCUGGUGUUCGCGGUGUCGAAGCGGCGGUUCAUCAGGCAUCAGGUCGUCGAGUACCUGCCGUGGUUCUUCAAGCGUUACGUCCUGCGGAGGCGCGAACACAAGCCGAGUUUGUACAUUGAUCUAAUAUGGGGAUCUGGGGGCGACGAGGAGGAGCGGACGCGGGUGAGAGAUCCGAGCGGGAUUGCAGGGAGAAGAGAUAGUUCCGAGUCGGACGGGGACAGCACUCACGCCUAG
Messenger RNA from Colletotrichum orchidophilum, 2037 nucleotides. RefSeq lists its product as uncharacterized. Gene Ontology annotation, cellular component: membrane. Gene Ontology annotation, biological process: transmembrane transport. Bases 1 to 2037 code for a protein of 678 amino acids. The transcript is spliced from 5 exons. The record is from RefSeq and is a predicted model, not a curated record. NCBI's taxonomy places the organism in Eukaryota, Fungi, Ascomycota, Sordariomycetes, Glomerellales, Glomerellaceae. Gene Ontology annotation, molecular function: myo-inositol:proton symporter activity.